Molecule: messenger RNA, 3136 nt
Organism: Suillus subaureus
Lineage: Eukaryota; Fungi; Basidiomycota; Agaricomycetes; Boletales; Suillaceae
Exons: 7
Coding region: 330-2936 (868 amino acids)
Source: RefSeq, a predicted model, not a curated record
GUAAAUGGAAUCGACCCCUGCAGAAGGGGUUGAAUCUUAUGGCUCCUGAUCUAGUGCUUAGGCUAUUACUGAUCCGGAACAGGGAACGGUGAUUCUCUCAGCUCCGUUCAGCUAGUCAACGUUCGUUGGGUAGGCGCACGACUGUUGCCUUCGUGCUGGUUUAGGUCGGCCUUUGUUGCCCGGUUGCUUGGCGAUAAGCGAUAGUUGCGAUUCACGUGCAACAGUUAUAAGUUCUGUUCAUACUGUCCCGGUGCCUCACGGGAACACAGGUUCAGCGCAUUCGAUCUAGGGCUUUAUAGUUUGUGGAGCGACUAGGUAUCUGGCGAGAGAUGCAUUCAUUCUUCUCUCAUAUCCGAGGCCGAGGUGUUACUAACCAUUCCGCUGCUCCACCUUCACAACCAGAAAACUGCUGCAUUGUCCCGCCCACUCCUGCCCUCAGCUAUGGUGUUGAUUCAACCAUCGAAACAUCCUCAGCAGUGCGUUAUGCCAUAGACAAGAAGAUUCUCGAAAAUCCGAGUUCAUAUUUGGACAUGGAUGAUUCAGAAUUUCUGCCUCGCAGUUUGAGUCCCAGAACUCGGAGACACACCGCUAAUGACAGCAGCUGGAGGCUUCGCAAUAUACUGCGGGCAAAACCUAUGUCCGAGAGUAUCUGCGAACUGGACAAACCUGAGUUAGACUCACCAACCCAUGUAACAACUCUAAGCGAGUCCAAACCUAUUGAUCCCCUGGCUGCCCCUGGAGAUUGGUCCACGUUUGGUCGCCGACGAGUGCGCAGCUCCCCAAUGGUACCAGGAUUUGCAGACCUUAGUCCCACCAAAGACACUACCAGACGGACGUCAUAUUCUUCUUCGCUGAAGAGAAGUGACAAAAAUAAGAAUGAUAAAGGCCACAGCUCAGCCGAGAGUUCGCACUCUAUCGUGAGCUCCCAUAGUGUGUCACGAUCCUCCACAGCGCCUCGCGAUAUAUCAGCACAAACAAGCAAUAGGGGACGCACCUUAAUGAUACCCGACAAUGAUCACACAAGCAGCUCAUCCAUCCAUUCCAAAUCAUCGCCAACAGAUUCUGUGUCCUCUAAAUUGCAUCCACGAACACCCAAUAGUCCACGCUCCAAUACGUCUCCGACAACUCGCCCAACUGCAUACUUCACUACACCUAUCCUUCGUGAACUGGGAUUCGAUUCUCCCGGAACAUUUGGCCAUCCGACACCGGAGAGCCGGUCCACGUUUACGUUUGCAUAUCCAUCGCCUCCACCCCCUCUGCCCCCCUUGAACCACCCGGCUUUGUCAUCCUGCCUCAAGGACAAAAACGUUAAUGAUAUUACUCCCACAGUAUCAGGUUUCGCAGACCGAUCCGACUCAUUUCCCAAACGCUCAUCACGGAUCCCGUCUGACAUUGGUGAUGAUCUUUUUGCAUCGCUAUCAAUGACAUUUGGCCGAUCUGUUAGACACUCUGCGAGCCUCCCUAAGGUGCAAGGUGACUUCCCUCCUUCCUCGGAACAGCAGCCUGCCGCACAACAUCUCCGCGCCCGAACAAUAUCUGACAAAGCCCGACCUCGUCGACGCAACAGUGCCUCUUGGAGUGCACAGCAAGCUACAGAAGGUGUCAACUCAUAUUCAAACACUGCAUGGCCCGCAGAGGUAUCGCGCGAAAUGCUGCGGCUUUCGUUGGGUGAAGGGCUCGUCAAUUGGCCAUCCCAAAGUGGUGUCCCGGGUCCGGGGUCCGAAACACGCGGUAGCAGCAUGGCUCAAUUUCCUAAUCAGACGCCCAUACAACGAUCAUUUUCUCCAUCACCUUCACCACUUCGACCACGCUCCCCAGCUCCCCAAGGCGGGGAACACGCAUCUCAGUCCCCCUCCACCUCCAUCUCAUCCCAUUACCUAACCUUCCUCCUCCUCCACCAUCGCCACCCAGCAAGUUACGCGGACCCGCGCAUGUCUGUGAAUCCAAAUGGUACUCGCGUCGCUACGGAUGGCGCCGCCUCGCCAAACCAUACUCCUUCGAGACUAGAUGUGCCUGUGGGUCCAAGCAAAACACAAGGUCGUCCAUCGUCUCAAUUUCUCCUCCCUCCCUCCACCAUGACUCCCACACCUGCACGUACUUCCCGCACAAUCACCAUUGAUCCAAGUACCCCUACUCCCGCUUCACGCAACCAUAGCGACAAGACAAAAGGCAAGCGCAAAGCCGAAGACAUAGACACCACACCGCCCGAGCAGAAAAAGGACGCCCAGCGCGCAACGUUCGCCGUCCCAGAGAGCAAUCGAAGUCAAAAGCUCUCUGCUUCAUCACACGCACCAUCAUCGUACCACCGCAAGCGCCCCCGUAUAUCAUCGUCCUCUCCUUUCGGCACCCCCAUCCAUUCGCGACCUGUCUCCAUUCAGAGCCAGAGUACGAAUUUAGAGCAGGCGCCUGAGGUGGGCAAGUUCGGUUCCUGGUCGAGCCAAACGAGCGCCCGUAUCCUCUCCAGUCCUAGCGUACCCUCUCGUGCCGCGUCCGCUGGUUCAGCCCAUCCGAAUCACGCGAGACGUCAAAGCAUGUCUCAGGCAUCUAUCCCUAUCAGCGCGCUUGUGUCCCCGCAUGCACCUUCAAUCGCGCGUUCUGGCACGUUUCAUAUGCGAGAUCCCAGACGUCCACCAAAGAAACUUGCAGAGACGCCUUGGACGCUGCAUUUUCGUGCGGAGGAUGAGCCUGGGUCACCUGUGCAUGCGUGGUGCUUCUUUGUGGGAUUCGCCUUGUUCCCUGUCUGGUGGGUUGCUGCUCUCUUUCUCCGCACGCCGCGCACGCGCGUUGUUGGUGAUGAGAAGGGCGUUUCACUAGAUGAUCCACAGAUCGAGCAUGAUGCAAAGGCAUGGCGGUUCCGGUGCCGCGUGAUGUCCAUAGUGUCGCUGUUUACAUACAUCCCCUUCAUCAUUUUGGUUGUCUUCUUUGUCCGACGAUAGCACUGCACAUGAACAAGUCACGCGCAUAUUUUGCAUCCCAAGGACCCUGACUCUACCCGCAACGGCACGUUACGUUUCUCAUUGCACUUAUGACGUUCCGUUUUCUUGCUGCAUACUUCACGUUCUAUGCAAUCUGCAACCUCCUACGAACCUUCCUCUCCAUCACAGUUUUCUCGUCUGUCUUCACUCGUUUCCUGUGU